AUGGCAGAGAACGUAUGCGCGUGGAUGCGCGAGGGCGUCGAUACGUGCAGAGACCGAGUACCAGAGCGCUGCGUGUGUGCGCCGUUCAAUGCAGUCGGUGGUUGCGCGUGCUGCGUGUGUGUGCGGAUCGAGUUUAUUGAACUGUGUGGUGGAGAGGUACGGGUGAGAGGAAGGGAGAAAAGGGCGGGUCGUUCUGCUGGGAUGCCAUCAUCACAUUGCGACGCUGCAUGGCGCACAGGGUGGGAGGAGUGGUGCAGAGGGGCACAGUACGGUGGAGAGGUCGAGGUGCUGUGGGCGCGUCUGUUGCUGCAGGCAGAGGGGGAGGCAGCCAGCUAUUUCUGCAUGUGCUCCCUUUCUCUCCCCUGUUCGCGACUUUUGAGGCGCCUCAAAAGUGUUUUUCUCCCCUCCUCUCGCGUGCAGGAUGAGGUGCUGCGAGCGCGGCUGCUGCAGGCAGAGCAGGCGACUACCAACGAUUGCUGCCUGUGCGUCCCAUGCUCGCUCCCCAGUCCACCCUUUCCAUUGACUCUCGCAACGCUCCUCUCUCCUCCUCGCCCCUCCUCUCGCGUGCAGGAUGAGGUACUGCGGGCGCGUGUGCUGCAGGCAGAGGGGGAAGCGGCUGCCGGCCGGUCAGCAGAGGGCAACGAGGAGCGAGUGGGGGCGAUGAAAGGACAGGCGGAACAGAUGGAGAGGUAG
Messenger RNA from Closterium sp. NIES-65, 693 nucleotides. Lineage: Eukaryota; Viridiplantae; Streptophyta; Zygnematophyceae; Desmidiales; Closteriaceae. The record is from the annotation of a GenBank genome assembly.